AUGGGUGUGACCCUCUCACUGCAGCCGUGUCCUCCUCACUCUUGUUGCGCAACGACUCUCAUCCCAUCUUACUCAACGUAACUCAGCCACUCCCUGUCAAAAUCUGACAUAAUUUUACAUUAGGUUCAAACCCGGUCGUGUUACACGAACAGCUAGUUUAGAAGUUUAAAGGAGCUGAAAAACGACGACAAAAAUCGGAAAAGUUUGACUCUGAAAAAGGGAGGAAACUUUUACCUGCCUGGAGGUCCGUGAACUACACACUGUCAUCAGGUACGUUACGGUUAUGUAGACGUUAGCUAGGCUAUGUACGCUAUAUUAUCAAUAUAUAGACGUUGUUUGUUGCUAACUCGGAAGUAAAUUGAGUUGUUUCUUCACACUUUUGUUGUUCGUAUGUUUGAAGAGCCAGUUCAAGAUACAGCCAACCAUCCAAGUUAUGUCAACGCAAAGUUUCGCUGUCCGUCAAAACGACUUUUCCCGUCUAGACGGGUAAACAAACAGGGAGUUUCGGUGCAGUUUGAGCUAGACAAGAUGUUCAAGAGUGUUGAUUCGUCAACUCAAGUGGGAUUUUUCCUGUUAUUGUGAUCCCUAAAGCAACAACAAAUCCGGAAAUCAGGCUGCAACUUUUAUAACUCUCAGUGAGCCUGCUUUACUGAACAGUCUGCUUCUAUGUCUCCGCGUAUUCUUCUACUAGAUGUGUCACAGCAGACAAGUGUGACUGCGAUAACUCACUGUAGGCUAAUACUGGUUCCCAUCAUCUCCUUUCCCUCUAGCUGGUUAUCAUGGGAGACAUCGCUAAAGGGAAGAAGUCUUUCGUACAGAAAUGUGCGGCCUGUCACACAGUCGAUGAGGGGGGCAAACACAAGCAGGGACCCAACCUGUGGGGUCUGUUUGGAAGGAAGACAGGACAAGCAUCUGGAUACUCCUACACACAGGCUAACAUCGACAAAGGUACAGAUUACAGACACUGCAAGACUGACAGGUUUCAUGACAAAGCUAUUGUGUCAUUAUAAUUUCACUAUCCUGUCUCAAAGCAACCAUGGUUUAGGAUUUUGGAGAGGCAUCUAGUGUAGCUUAAAGAUUUUAAGUGGGCCCUGAGUGUAAGGAGUACCCUUUGUUUAAGAAAAUGACAUUCAGAUGUGAAAGGCACUGUGAGAAGUUUAAAACUGAUUUUUAAGACAUAGACUAAAACUGAUGCUCAUGCCUCCUUAUGCAAAGCAAAAAAGACCAUCAGCAGCAUAACUGAUAGAAACAAACUAAAAUUAACUCAAAGCAGCUUUGGUCUGUUUCACAAACGGUACAUUAUUCCAUGUAAAUCUUCUGUCUUGAAACUACUGUAAAUCUUCUGUGAUGUUAAAUGUCAGAAUUGCAUUCCAGGCUACUAGACAAGCCACUCUGUCAAACAUGGUAUGCAUUACCAUAUAUGUCUAUACCUUAAUAGCCAAACAUGUGUUGUAAGUGCUGAUGUCAGAGAACAGAGCUUUGAUAGGAAUAACUGAGAUUUGGGGUCCUUUCACUGGAUCCCAGGGGACCCAGGUAUUUCUCUGGGCAGGUCUUAAGGGUCAUGCAACAGGUAUGGGAUUUUAAACUGCUUAAGAGACAUUAAGUUGAUUGAUUGAUUGAUUGAUUGAUUGAUUGAUUUAAACUUUUAUGAACGUGUGAAGCACAGGAAGUGCCAAACCCACAUGGGCUUACGAGACACCAAAAGGAAAGGAACAUAUAAUAGCAGAUGAAAAACAGAAAACAGACAUUGGUCCAUUUAAGCACAUAAACAAUCCUGAUGUUUUUUCCAAGCUUCAGAGACAAAAUGGGCUUACUUAAAGACAUUGAAGUUAAACAGCCAAUUCAUUCUUCAAUGUCUGGUAACAGACAUUGCAGUAAAUAAUGGAGCUCUCUGAAGUGCUCACACUUGAGAGUUUGAUGAUGGUUUUAUGAGAGAUUUAUCUUCUUUACCAGACUGCUUUUGUGUUCAUGAUGUCUGGGGUUUUUUACUCAUUUGUACUGGGCCAACAGCAGCGACAGUUACAUGUUAAUAUAUUAAUUUGUGCAAGCAAGUGUAUUACUGAACAACUUUUCCUCUUGGAAAAAAGUUAGGGUACACAAUAUUUGCAAUAAGAAAUAAAGUGGUUCAACUGAAUACCUUGACUGUGAUGAAACUUGCUGUAGAGUUUUGUUUACACAGAUCCAGACUUUCCUUGAGAUGGUUAACUUUUACUGGAGGAUAAUCUUGACCAAGAGUAUGCAGGAGGGUACAGGAAAAAGUUGAUUUUAAUCAUACAGCAUGGUACCUGACAAUUUGUACUGUGCGGAUGAUUGCUUGAAGCACGAGAUGUCUUAAAGAUGAUACUUCCAUCACACAGAAGUGCAGGCAAAAACAGCCAUUUCACACUCAUUAACUUAGUAAACUUUGAGUUUCCAGUUCUUUCUCUGUACAACCCAAAUAGCCCAUUCUUUUUCACUUAUCAUGUAGCUGAGAGUUUGGAGUAGUUUGGUUUUCAAAUGGUGCCAUAAACAGUCCUCCCUUUCUCAAAGAAAAUGUAAAAUAUCUUAAAUGCAUAUGUAAAGAAUGUGCAAGAGAUGUGUCACAGUUGCUAAUACAAAGCUUCAGGGCAGCCUGCAUUUUCUGUAGCUUUCAGUCAAAGCAGCAGGUCUGAACAGGAAGAGUAGCUCUGCUCUGCCUCGAGGAGAUAAAACCAAAGACAGUCGUCAGAGGUGUGAGGUGUAAGAUAAUGGUCAUUAAAGUGCGAGUUUAUAAUGUGCUCUUGUGUCUUUUAGGGAUCGUUUGGGAUGAGAACACUCUAGAUGUCUACCUCACAAACCCCAAGAAGUACAUCCCUGGUACCAAAAUGAUCUUCAGCGGGCUCAAGAAGAAAAAGGACAGGCACAAUAUUAUCGCCUAUUUGAAGGAUGCCACCUCCUAAUGUUCUGACACUCACACACUCAGCUAUGGACAGAAGCACCAUGCUGCACACUUAGGACAAAACACAGCGUGUUCUUUGCAGUAGGUUUGUAAAGUCACAUCCCUACAUUGUGUUACUUUGGAACAUUGCAGCCACAGUGUUGUUGUGUGUGGGAGACUGGUUUUAAUUAUCAUAUGAGUCAGCCUUCAUGUUACUUGUGGAUUUUCCAGACUGUUCUCAGUCAGGGCUUCUUAAAGGGGCAGCUUUCCUUUCGAGUUUCUAUCGUCUUGGUUGUUCACUUUAUUUUUGACUACUGCGUGCACAGAAACAACAAGCUUUGCAUUACUACCACUUUAUCUCCAGUUGCACAAUCUGACAUUUGUUUUCAGAUUUAUUUUCUAUAUUUUUAUAUCUCUUUGUCUCUUUGUUUAAAUAAAUAUUUGUUUAUUUUUCAUUCUUAAAAUGGGUGAACUUUGAAAAUGUUCUGGGUUCUUUUUCUUCUCUUGAUAAGCCAGUGGACAUCAUCACUUUUGUUUGUAUAAAGCUGAACUUGAAAACCAGAUUGUACUCAUACAUUUUCUACAUUCAGUAUGUUUUAAUGAAAUAUUCAUUAAAAAACGGCAAGUUAAAAACUUUAAGCUAAUUUUUACAGGUUUUAACUGGGUCUCAUUAAAAUACAAGGCAAAGUGUUUAUUUAUAUCUUUUUUUAAUGAGUUUUUAUUUUAUACUUGUCAAUGUUUCUCUUAUUUUCUGAAAAAAAAAAAUACUUUUCCAUGAAUUGAAUAGAGGGAUGAGGCAAUAAAGUUCUUUCUUUGUGACAAUAAAAAAGUUCAUUGUGA
Messenger RNA from Xyrichtys novacula (pearly razorfish), 3736 nucleotides. Lineage: Eukaryota; Metazoa; Chordata; Actinopteri; Labriformes; Labridae. The record is from the annotation of a GenBank genome assembly.